AUGCCAGAGUUCCAGAGUCAGGGGAGCAGGAUGACUAAAUGCUCAGGAACGAAGGGGGACUUACACAAAUUAAUGGAAGCAAUGAAUCUGAUGAAGCAGCCCAUCUGUACCAUAACUCUGGUGGCGAUGAACACAACCUCACCCAACACAAUCAGCAACGCAGUGAUCAACUUUUGUAGCUCUAAUAAUACUGUAUUUGAGGUUUUUCUUCAGACACUCAAUCAGAUCGUGAAAGAGGAACUGCUAACAGAACCAGCUGAGUUGGCAAAGGCCAUUGGGGCUGCUAUACUGGUGUUUCAAGAGAUACAAAACCAGAACUCAUUGUGGGAGAACCUUCUCGAUAUUCCCGAGCUUGUUGCUGAAGGAUCAUUUGACCACAUAUUGGACACUGCAGCAGGUCUUCUCGCCAACAUGCUGAGCAUUAUGCAUAUCAUCCAGAAAAAUUUCACCGAAACUGCUGAGCCAAUCUCUGACCUGCAUCCAAUAAUAGUUGGAGGCAUCAACAUUCUUCAUUAUUUUCAAAAUUGGCCUGGCAACGAUGUGACCAUCUCCCUGGGAGACAUUGUGAACUUGGACAAUGACUCGUUUAGUGAAAUAGUCGAACAGGUUUUACAAACUGUCCAGAUACCACUUCCUCAGUUGUUGAGCAAAUCCAUGGAGUUCGGAGAUCUUGUGUACAGGUUGUCUUCAGAGCUGGAGGCAGAUGUUUGGAUAAACGGGUCAACGGAAAACAGUUUCGAACAUAUUACUGAGACUCUUCGACAAAGUUUUCUCAAAGCGGCUGUUAAUCUACUGCAUCAUGUGUAUGGAGACCUCAGUAGGAAUGUGGCGGCUUCAUUUUUAGCACAUGAAAUUCACGGUGGAGAUGCACUCUCCGCAUACCUGAUUAACUUAAUGACCCAACUGGGCGACUUUGUCUCGACCAUUUCCAUGCUCUCAGAUGAAAACAUCUCUGAUAAAUAUGUCUUGGUCCCCCUCUUAAGCAAACUGUUUAAGUCCACAGGCCUGUCCCCACUGCUGCCUCUGCUCUUCAGCUCUGCCCCGGUUGAUGCUUCCAGCAUCAUCGAUAUUGUUGUGAAGCUUGGUCGAAGCAACCAGCACAUUUUUACCUUCGAUGAGACAGACCCAACCAUGCCUGAACUGGAGCAUUUGAUAAUGCAGUUUCUAUCCUCAGAGAGCAACCUCACAUUGUCUCUCUCCUACAUGAUGGGUAACACCCUGCUUACAUACUCCAACUACUUUGACCAAGAAAAAGUAGCUCUGAUUAAAGAGGGCUUAAAACCAUUCACCAACCAAACCUCAUCGGGCAUUGUAGAGGCAAUCCUUACAGCUAUGGAGCUUCUCAACAAAGUGGUUGCCUCACCAAACUCAACUAACAUAAUACUUUCUUACAUUCAGCAACUUCAAGAAUGUAUAGUGUCCCUUUAUAAGCUGAGACGUAUCCAACAAGUUUUGUUGCCUACGGGGGAAAUGAGCACAGCUGAAGUCACCGACCUCCACCAGGCCUCCACUGAAUUUCUCAACCUCCUCACCCCUGAGGGCCUUUCCAACCUUACUCAUAUUGGACCAGAAGCUGCCCUGGAUCUGGUGAUUGAAAAAUUCCUGGCAUUUUUACCACCUCAGUACCAACACGAAACUGCUUCAUUUUAUCAAGAUAUCAAUGUACUGCUGCAUCAGUUGACUUUGUGUGCAUCAGAAGAGGACUGUUUACCAGGAAUCUCAGAAUUGUUCACACUUUUGAAUGAAAUAGUCGAUUUGGCACUCUCAGCUGAUGUCAAUGUCACCAUCCACAUAACCAGCAAGUUUCUGAUGAGGACAGAAUAUGAGUAUGAGGAUGUUGCAUCUGCGUUCUUCUCACUCCUCUUGUCCCCAAAUGAAGCAUCAUAUGUCCGUGCAUUUCGUCAGACACUUCAUUUCAUCAGGCUGGUUCUAGCGAUGCCAGAUAUUACCGUCUUUCAUAUCCAGAAUGCUUUGAGGCAGUCAAAUCUCACCCUUGAAGAGCUAAACUACAUCGCUCACCUUGCAGGAGCCGCCAAUGCUAAUGAGCUGUUAGUAAAUAUAAUGGAAAUUGCCAAUGUUCCAAAAUGUUUUGAAUUGCAGCACGACACAACAGUGACAGCUCAGUGUGUUGUGGGUUUAAUUGACAAAGCCAGCAAAUUCCUGACUAACAUUCCUGCUCUUCAUGACCAUACAGCCAUCAUCUCCCUUGUCCCAUUAAUUGUCAAUAAAACCACAACAGAUCUCGUUGAAGUCGAUUUUCACUCUGAUGCGCUAAUGCCUGUCAUACACGCUCUCAACAACACCCUCAACAAUAUCAAGAUGAACCUCCAGAUGAACAAUCUUAGCACUCCAGAGAUCAUGGAAGAACUCAAGGUUAUGGAAGGUCUAUUGAAAGUAGCCGCUAACCCUGAACCCUUGAAGCAGAUUCUCGAUGCCAUGUCAGUCCCGUAUUCUGAGGAAGUUACAAUAGCAUAUUUACAAAUCAUGCAAUGGUAUUUGCAUCGGUUGGAAAACGUGACCAGCACCAGCUUAGCCUCACACCUCCUCCAUCCCUUUUUCCGCCUCACGCAAUUACAAGUGACAUUGCAACUGGCACAGACAAACCUGACUUUGUUCAUCAACAACCAGAUUGGUCGCUUUCAGCACCCAACAGAUGGCGCAGGAGUGAGUGACAUUGGCCAAGCAACUAUUGAGAUUCUGCAGCAAAUUCUAAAAUAUAUAACGGUCAACCUCAAAGUUCAGGACGAGACGGCUCAAACCUUAGGGUCUAUGCCACUCUUCAACACAGCAUUACUACAUGAAAUUGAAGAACAAAUUCAGCUCUACCUUGAUGAAAUACAUUUAUGGAUGACUCAACCAAAUGUCACAUCAGUCUUCUCCAGCAUGCUCCAUUGGGGAAAUCCUUACAUCAAUGCUUCCACACCUGUAAGAGACCUUCACCUCCUUUUGCAAACGCUUGCGCACUUUCUGACUUACGAACAGCUGGAAUACCUCCAUAUCAUCAGCAACAUUACUCAUUCCCUGAGCAAAGCUAUUAUGGUGUUAGAGCAACCAGGAGACCAACAGUUUGACCAGCUAUAUGCCACCAUCAUGGAAGCAGUCCAAUAUUUAAUACAAAUUCUGACACACGAAAUAGGUCCCCUGCCACACUCUGUGCAGCAAAACAUCCAGGAAAUUGUUCACAAUUCAUUGGUCCUUUUUGUGGAAACGGAUUUAAGUUUUUCCACAUCACUCAACCUCACACUCAAUAUCCUCACUGGAGCCGAAAGUGUUGUUCAGCAGCUGGUGCCAGAGGAGUUUGUUGUCUACCUGCUCCCUGGCUUUAAAGUAGUCAUCAAUUAUUUGGAGACGAUUACCGUCACCUAUGGACGAGACAACUGGAAUUUCAUGCUUGAAAAGAUGUUGGAGGCUAUACUGUCAACACUCAGCCAAGUACAGCCGUGGGACAGUGUUACGGCUGGUGUCCCCUAUUUUGAAAAAACCAUUGCAUGUAUGGUCAACACAAAGCAAAAAGAGAACAUGAUGCUAUUAAGCCUUGCGAAGCCUGUGAUGGACCUGAUAAGCGAAAUUGCGCAGUCUGUGAACUCCAGUCAUUUUAACUUGUCGGAAAUCGCUGAAAGAAUGCCGCCUGCCAUAGAACAAACAGUGCUGGCCGCUCAGCAGGCAAAUGGAACAUUGGACUGCAAUGAAGUUUUGAAAGCAUGGGAUCCAGUGAGAGUUGCGGCUGGUUUAAGCCAGGGCGUCAUUGAAAUGUGGUGCACCGUCAGUCUGCAGCCUAUUCUGGAGGCUUAUGCUGCUCUCCCGUAUAUGUGCCCCCAUCUCAAUAUGAGUCACAUGGCUUUGGAACCAAUCACUGUUGCUGAUACUGCUGCCCGCAUUGUGAAUGCGACUGAAUCUCUGUAUCAAGUCAACAAAAACCAAUUUCAUGUGAUGGAGCAGAUCAUCAUGAACAUCUCCAACCAGUUCUUUGAGCUGCUCAGCCAGCCGCUCAGCCCUAGUGCUGAACUUAACUUACACAUGCAGCUCCAGCACAUGCAGCUUCAAAACAGUUUGUCCUCUAUUACAAUGCUGUCAGAUGAGUUACUGAACGUGGCACCAAUGCUCAGGCCAUGCAUAGAUGCUAUGGCGGAAGCACUGAGCCAUAUCCUGAACAACUAUCACCAAAUCCAAGACACAGACUCAUCCGAAGUUGUCUUCAAUGAAGUUGUGGCGAUCCUACUCUCCUGUAUAAACACCACCUUAGAUGAUUUCAUCUCACUGGUGGAGGGCGACUUAUCUGGGAUCAGUAAUGGAUCUUUUCUUGAACUGGUAAACAAUAUUGUUAAAAUUAUGAUCAACAUGAACUUAUUUGGGGAUGAGCCGAUGGUUUACAACACCCUGGAACAAUUGCUUAGCUCCAAUGCUACCAAAGAAUUGUUACAGAAGCUGAUUGAGAUGUCUGCAUGGUUAGCGUCUACAAACGAAUCUGGAUUAGACCUUCUGACACAAGCUCUGCCGAAGAUGUCGGAACUCCUCAGGCUUUUAUUGUCUAUACUUACUCAUAUGGGUGUGGAUAUGCCAGAGAUAAUGGAUCUAGUUGAAGAUCUAACUAGAAACAUAUUCGAAAUGUUGAGGCAAUUGUUAAGCAGUGACCUAUUUACAUCUAUGGACCACCAUCCUGAUGGAUCUCAGUGGGAACUUUUGGGGGGUAACCGUGCGUUGCACAACCGACGCAAACGAGAGGCCCUGUUGAUACCCCAGAUAGAACCCUUGAGUGAUUUCUCAGACUUGCUGAGCAUUAACUACCAAGCAAUUUUUGGAGACCUCUCAGCUCCUACGCCAGAGGAAAUGUUAGAGACAGCUCACAUGUUCGUUUCCAACCCCAAUCUGAACAUCAUACUGAAGGGAUCAACGAACGGCAUGCCGUGGGCCAUAAAUGGCUCGCGAGAAGAAACCAUUGAUGCUGCCCUUGGGCUCCUUUCUUUUGCAACCCUCUCCAGCGGCUCUCAUUUGUCUAACGUGCUUAUGCAAAGUCUGAACUUUGACAUCAGCAGCUUGAAAUCUCUAAACAUCAACUUCAAAUCUCAAGAGGAGGCAACAGUUGGUGAGAUGCUGCGGAACGAAAGCGCAUUUGUCCAAGAUGUACUGAAGCGCACACAUUUUGAUCCAGUUGCUCUCCAGAUUCUAAUGCGGACAGUUCUGCCCAACAACAAUUUACAGCUCCUUUCUUGGUUGUUGGAACUACGUCACUGCAAGUCUCCAGAACGUUUGAGCAUGAUAGAGCAAGAUGCACACCUGUUCCAAGCCUUCUGCUCCAUGUCCUCUGCAGAGUACUUCACCUUCCCUCUAGUCGUAACUCGGCAUCUAAAUGUUGAAAAGGUCUUAGUCAGAGUGCUGUUUUCAGAUGAAAUUUGGGACUUGAUGGGAUUUAUGCUUCAGAUUGCCAACCAUCUAGUCAAAAUAAUGGAUGAAAUCCUUCCUGCAAUUGAUCAUCUGCAGAGUUUCAUGCUUUCCAUUGAAGAACUCAACCAUAUGGCCCAACAUGACUUUUACUUGGCUACAAGACGAAUGCGGUCCAGACUCUCUACCCGACCAUCAUUUGUCACCAUAUCUCAAGCAAUGUGCAGUCACGGUAUCAUACCUUUCUUCGGAAUUAGCAAAUUUCCCACCAUAUUUGAGCCCAGAAAAUUCCCCGUUAACAGCCCUGAGAGAGAGGAGGUGAUUGAAAGGUUCAAGAUUCCACGAGAUGCAAGCCCCUACUGUAUGAACAUGUACCUAGAUAUGGUCAGCACUACAGGGGGAGCCAUUUCAUGGGCGUUCCUCAAACCAAUGCUGAUGGGGAAGAUCCUCUACACACCUGACACACCUAUUACCAGGGCUAUUAUGGAGAAGGCCAAUACUACCCUGCAAGAGUUUAGCAACUUGAGGAGGCAUUCUAAUGAAUGGAUGAAAUCCUCAAAUUUCAUCAUGAAAUCUGCCAAUGUGCUGGACAAGACUGUGCCACUGCUGAAGAAUUCCUUGUCCAAUGCAUUUGUGAAGAAUUUUAUUGAGAUGCAGACAAACAUUGAUGUUGACAAAAUGACAGCGACGCUCAACAACUUUUCAAACAUGACAUUGAUGUUGGAGAAGAACAAACACAUAAUGGAUCAGAUCACUGUCUUGUCCUCCCUGAUGGUUAACAUCUCAUCUUGUAUAAAAUUCGAUCGGUACCGGGGUUACCAAUCUGCUGAACAGCUUGACGCCGACGCUCAAGAACUCGCCAAGGACCGCGAUCUCUAUGGAAGUGUGAUUUUCAAGCUCCCCAAUGACCACUCCUCUUCCCUGCCACCUAAAGUUAGCUACACAAUCCGCAUGCAUCUGGACAACGUCAUGCGGACAGACCGUGCCCGCAGCCCAUACUUUGUGAAGGACACCCACAUAUCUGCUGGGAAAACCAUGCGGUACAACCGGGCCUUUGUGUAUCUGCAGGAGAACAUUGACCGGGCAAUUAUUGAGAUGCAAGCGGGAAAAGUCACAGAUAUUGCUGUGCAGCUUCAACCUUUUCCGUAUCCAUGCUAUCUUCGUGAUAAGUACCUUGAGGCUAUCACCAUCGUCUUCCCACUCAUGCUGAUGUUAGCUUGGAUUCUUUUUGUGGCUGACUUUGUCAAGAAAUUAGUUCAUGAAAGAGAGCUGGGGCUGCAUCAGUAUAUGAAAAUGAUGGGUGUUAAUCCAUUCAGCCACUUCCUCGCCUGGUUCUUGGAGUGUGCUGCUUACCUGAUCGCGACAAUCAUCAUCAUGACACUGAUUCUCAAGCAUGGCGGCAUCCUCUCGCACAGCAAUGGCUUCCUCUUGUUCUUGUACUUAAGCGACUAUGGCUUGACCAUCCUAGCCUUCAGUUACAUGAUCAGCUCCUUCUUCGACAAGACCUACAUUGCUGGUUUAAGCGGCAGUCUCCUUUACAUUAUCUGCUUCUUCCCAUAUAUUGUGGUAUUGGCAGUGGAGUCCAGUCUCAACAUUUUCCAAAAGAGUGCACUGAGUCUAUUUUCUCCAUGCUGUUUCAGUUAUGCUAGUCAGUAUAUCUCUCUCUAUGAGUCUAUGGAUGAAGGAAUUCAGUGGAGCAAUUCAUAUUCCUCACCCCUAGCUGGAGACACAUCUUCUUUUGGUUGGCUGUGCUGGAUGAUGCUCAUUGACUCUAUCAUCUACUUCAGUAUUGGGGCGUACAUCCGCAUGGUUUUCCCAGGCAAAUAUGGCAUCCCUGCUCCGUGGUACUUCCCCUUUACAGCCUCCUUUUGGGCUGACCUUUUCGACUGCUGUAGAAAGUCACAGAAGGGGGGCAGAGGACUUUUGUUUACCAACACCAUGAAUACAAACCUGCCUGGGUCCUCUGAUGGCAAGGGGAAAGGCGAGAGCAAGGUUUUUUCUCAAACUGGCGAGGACUUCUCUCAUCUCCCAGUGGGUGUUGCCCUUCAUGGUCUCACUAAAAUCUAUAGUGACCGAGUGGGCAUUAAAAACCUUAACCUUUCCUUCCACGAGGGCCAUGUCACAUCACUGCUUGGUCACAAUGGCGCCGGCAAGACGACUACCAUGUCUCUCCUCACAGGUCUCUUUCCACCAUCAUCUGGGAAUAUAGAAGUGUAUGGGAGAAACAUGCGCACAGACUUGGCUGACAUCCGCAAAGAUCUUGGUGUGUGCAUGCAAUAUGAUGUCCUCUUUGACCACAUGACUACCAAGGAGCACCUCCUGCUCUAUGGCCAGAUAAAGGCCCCACAAUGGUCCCACGGGGAAUUGCAUGAGCAAGUCCGAACCAUCCUGGAGGAGACAGGCAUGUACGCUCACAGACACAAGCGGGUGGGCACACUGUCGGGAGGCAUGAAGCGCAAGUUGUCAAUCUCCAUUGCAUUCAUUGGUGGCUCUCGCUUGGUGGUGCUGGAUGAACCCACCACAGGAGUUGAUCCCUGUUCUCGGCGCAGCAUCUGGGAUAUAAUCAUCCAAAAUAAACCAAGGCACACUAUCAUCAUGUCCACCCACCACCUGGACGAGGCUGAAAUGCUUAGUGAUCGCAUAGCCUUCCUGGAGCGAGGAGGGUUGAAAUGUUGUGGCUCCCCUUUCUACCUGAAAGAGAAGCUGAGCCAAGGCUACAAACUCACUCUGACCAAAAAGGUUCAGAUUCUUGAGUCUGAGCGCUUUGACGAUGCUGAUUUGAAGGCCUUUAUCCAAGAUCACAUACCCGAAGCACGUCUAAAAGAGGCCCAUGGGGGUGACCUGAUCUACGCGCUGCCCCCAUUUACCUCGUCUAAUUCCUCCUCAUACAGCUCUCUUUUGACUGCGCUGGAUGCCAACCUUGAUGACCUGCAGCUGGGAGGCUACAGUAUCUCUGAUACCACCCUAGAAGAGGUGUUCCUACAGUUGAUUGAAGAAAGCAACGAAAGUGUGCAGAAAGACAGACCCUUUUCUGUCUCAGAGACUAUUUCAGACACUCACCCCACUGAGAGUUUCCCUGCAGAUCCAUGUGACAUUUUCGCCACUUCUGACAAAAUUGGCUUGACUGGUUCAAAUAGAGCACAAGGCAUGUCCCUUGCUUGGCAACAAAUCAAAGCCAUAUUGAUCAAGAGGUUCCAUCACAGCCGCAGAAACUACAGAGGCCUAAUCUCCCAAAUCCUACUUCCUGUUUUGUUUGUGACAUUCGCCAUGGGCCUGGGAUCCAUCAAAAAUGAUCUGUUGCACUAUCCUGAACUGGAGCUUAGCCCUGCACUCUACAACUUCAGACCAGGUUACUCUUUUUUCAGUGAAAAAAAUGGACAGUCCAGCCAAAUGGCAGACGCUAUGAUGUCAUUCCCUGGAAUGGAUAAUAGUUGCCUUGACCAGUCCGGAAAUCCGAUGUGCACAAGUCAAUCCAAAAGCUGGAAUUCAAAUGGGAAAAACACCAUAUCAUUUAGUGACUGCAAAUGUACCAUUGAGGAUCAGACUUGUCAUGGGGACCAAUUCAAACCAGCCUAUCGGCAGAUCCCGUCUUCUCAGAUUGUUUAUAACCUGAGUGGAAUCAAUGUAGAGAAUUACCUGGUGACCACGGCGAAUACCUUUAUCAGGAACAGGUAUGGUGGAUUCGAAUUUGGAAUGAAGAUCCCAUCCGCCCUGCAAAUGGAUCUUACAGCCAAGUCUGAAAAUGACACCUUAUCUAAGGUUUGGUUUAAUCCUGAGGGCUACCACACGAUGCCAGCAUAUUUAAACAGCCUCAACAAUCUCAUCCUACGCUCCAAACUUCCAGCAGAUAAGGAUCCCAAGAAAUACGCAAUUUCAGUUUCCAGCCAUCCCUACUUUGGCCGCACAGAUGAAGAUGACUCAAUCACAAUGGGAAUGCUCCAGAUCCUCGUGGCCAUGUGUGUGCUCACAGGCUAUUCGAUCACCACAGCCAGCUUCUCCCUCUACAUUGUCACUGAGCAUCAGAAUGGGUCCAAGAGGCUACAGCACAUCGCGGGCAUCAGCGAGCCUUUCUAUUGGGUCAUUAACUUCCUUUAUGACAUGAUCCUCUAUCUGAUUCCUGUCAGUUUGACCAUCGGUGUGAUUGCAGCCUUCCAGAUUCCAUCCUUCACAGAGCAACAGAAUUUAGGCGCGGUUUCGCUACUUUUGGUGCUCUUUGGGUUUGCCACCUUCCCCUGGAUGUAUCUCUUAUCUGGCGUAUUCAAGGAUGCAGAGACGGCCUUCAUCACCUACGUGUGCAUUAACCUUUGCAUCAGCAUCAAUACUAUUAUGUCCACCUCUAUUCUCUAUUUUAUGGGUCAGCGUAUAACAACGGCUAAAGAGAACGUCGAAAAUAUCUUCAAUAUAUUGAGCAACGUCUUCCUCAUCUUCCCUCAAUUCAACUUUGGAAAUGGACUGAUGAAGCUGGCUAGAAUGAAUGUCGAGGUCCAGGUCCUUAGAGGCUAUGGCAUUGAUGCCUACAAGAACCCAUACUCAAUAGAGGUUCUCGGCUGGAUGUUCAUCUCCUCUAUCAUUCUAAGCGUGGUGUUCUUUGCACUGCGACUCUUGCUGAACACAUCCCUUGUGCGCAAAGUCAGGCACCUGAUUCUGGGCAGGAAAAAGGUGUCCCAAUUGGUUGAGGACGAGGAUGAAGAUGUCAAAGCUGAGCGCUUGCGAGUGGCAAGUGGAGCAGCAGGUUCUGACAUCCUACAAGUCAACCAGCUCACCAAGAUUUAUCGGCAUCUUAACAAGAAGAUUUAUGCUGUCAAAAGGCUUUCUGUGGGAAUUCCUGCUGGAGAGUGCUUUGGUCUGCUAGGAGUGAACGGAGCAGGAAAAACAACCACUUUCAAGAUGCUUACAGGAGAAGUUAGCCCCAGUGAUGGCAGUGCACAGAUCAGGGCCUGGGAUGGGCGUCUGGUAGACAUUAUGGAGUGCCGGCACAAGGGAAUCAACAUCGGCUACUGUCCCCAGGUGGAUGCAUUGGAUAAUCUGCUCACUGGAGAGGAGCACUUGUAUUUUUAUGCUCGUAUUCAUGGCAUCUCAAAGAGGGAGAUAGACAAGGUGGUAAAUUACCUUUUAAAAAGACUGGAGCUGAACUACUAUCGGAACAUAACCACUGAUGGCUAUAGUUGUGGGACACGCAGGAAGCUGUCUACUGCUAUCGCUCUCAUUGGUCAUCCUCAGAUUUUGCUCCUGGAUGAGCCGAGCUCUGGCAUGGACCCUCGAACCAAACGACACCUGUGGAAAAUCAUCUCUGAAGAGGUGAAAGGAAAGACUGCGGUGGUCCUCACUUCUCACAGCAUGGAGGAGUGCGAGGCAUUGUGUAGCCGUCUUGCCAUUAUGGUGAAAGGUCAGUUCCGCUGCCUGGGCUCCUUGCAGCACAUUAAGAACAGGUUUGGCAGUGGUUUCACUGUGAAAAUGCACUUGGCCGAGUCUGCCAGUGAUGAGGCAAUCACUGCCUUUAUGCAGAAACGAUUUCCCAGCACUUAUUUGAAGGACCAACACUCAUCUAUGGCAGAGUAUCGCGUUCCUAUUGCCCAUGGAGGAGUAGCUGCCAUCUUCCAACAUUUGGAGCGCAACAAGAUCUCUCUAAAGAUAAAACACUUCUCUGUGAGCCAAACCACUUUGGAUGAGGUCUUCAUCAACUUUGCCUUGGGAAAUAUUCACAACAAAGGAGAGGAAGAUGACCUGGGCUCCAUACACGAAUUGGCGGCCCGGGAGGAUUCUUCGGGCUUGGAGGACCUGAUUUCUUUGUCCGUAAAAUUGGACAAUCGGCUGAAGGAGCGUGAGAGGGAACGAGCCUUGGAGCAGCGGGGACGUCAGGGGUCGUCGUCAUCGUGGAACGGCCCAGCUGGGGUCCGUGCUGAGGGCUUCAUCGAAUCGCCAUCUGCCUCUACGCCGACGCGGAGUCCGGUCCUGACGGGGGAGGAGCCAAUGCAACUCGGCGGCGGUCGUCUUCCUGCGGAGGAGCGGCGGAGACGGAUGAGGGCAGGCUUGUGUCUUUACUGUGGCUUGCCGGGGCACCACAUCUCCUCCUGUGACGCGAUUCCUUCACGUCGUCCUGGAUCUUCGGCUCCUGAGGUUCCUCUCGCCCGAGGGGGGCCCAGUAUAGACCAGGCUAAGACCCUGCCCCCGCACCGUCCUUACGAUUGCGCCAUUGACUUGCAGCCCAAUGCCCCUCUGCCUAGCUCGAGAUUAUACAAAGUCUCUAAACCUGAGCAGGAGGCUAUGAAAGAAUAUAUAACCUCUUCCUUGGCAACUGGCCUAAUUCGCCCUUCGUCUUCACCAUUGGGAGCAGGGUUUUUCUUCGUUGGAUCACGCAACGGGAAACCGGAUGCCUUGUCGAGGAUUCAUGAACCAGUGGAGGAGAGGCCUUCAGAGGAGCCUGUUGUUCCUGAGAACCUGAUCAUCGGCGCACUACGAUGGGAGGUCGAGCGGCUUGUGGAAGACUCUCUACGAGGUGUUAGGGUGCCCGGAGGCUGCCCUGCUGACAAACUUUUUGUUCCAGAAGCUCGGCGUGCGGGAGUGCUGAAGUGGGGGCACACCUCAAAAGCGUUCUGCAAGGCCUUGGGGGCUACGUCAAGUAUGUCUUCUGGCUACCACCCACAGUCCAACGGGCAGACAGAACGGGUCAACCAAGAGCUGGAGGCUGCCCUCCGUUGCGUUUGCCAACUGCAUCCGGCCUCUUGGUCUUCACACCUGCCUUGGGUGGAAUACGCCCACAAUACCCUCGUUUGCUCAGCCACUGGGAGGUCACCUUUUAUGACUGCAUACGGGUUCCAACCGCCACUGUUCCCUUCUCAAGAAGCCGACGUCGUCGUACCGUCCGUCCAAGUGCACCUGCGGAGGGCCCAUAGAGUCUGGAGGGACGCAAGGGCAGCACUAGUCCGCACUGCGGCCCGCAACCGCCUGAUUGCUGACCGCCGCAGAAGACCCGCUCCGGUCUAUCGUCCGGGCCAGAUGGUCUGGUUGUCAACGCGGGAUUUGCACCUUGCUGGGACUUCCAAGAAGUUGGGCCCUAGGUUCGUGGGCCCUUUUGCUGUGGACUCUGUGGUGAACCCCGUAGCGGUCAGGCUCAAGCUUCCCAGUUCAAUGAAGAUCCACCCGGUCUUCCACGUGUCUCUGCUCAAGCCGGACGAGCUCUGA
This is a messenger RNA of Nerophis lumbriciformis (worm pipefish), 12561 nucleotides long. The record is from RefSeq and is a predicted model, not a curated record. NCBI's taxonomy places the organism in Eukaryota, Metazoa, Chordata, Actinopteri, Syngnathiformes, Syngnathidae.